CAACUGGCAACUGCCUCCCAGAUGGUGUGUUACUUUACCAACUGGUCCCAGUACAGGCCCGGCGCUGGCAAAUACAUGCCUCAGAACGUCGAUCCAUUUCUGUGCACCCAUCUGAUAUAUGCUUUCUCCAUCAUCAACAACAAAAAUGAGCUGGUCACAUACGAAUGGAAUGAUGAGACCCUUUACAAAACCUUCAAUGGUCUGAAGAGCAAGAACCCGGGUCUGAAGACUUUACUUGCCGUUGGAGGAUGGAACUUUGGCUCAACUCAGUUUUCCAUCAUGGUGUCCACUCCGGCCAACCGCCAGAAAUUCAUUCAAUCUUCAAUCAAGUUUCUGAGGACUCAUGGAUUUGAUGGAUUGGAUUUGGACUGGGAGUACCCGGGAUCUCGUGGAAGCCCCCCAGAGGAUAAGAAGAGGUUUACUUUACUCUGCAAGGAACUUGUUGAAGCCUAUGCAGCUGAAGCGAAAACCACUGGCAAAUCUCAACUGAUGUUGACCGCUGCAGUGUCAGCAGGAAAGGGAACAAUCGACGCAGGUUACGAAAUUGCACAGAUCGCGAAGUAUCUGGACUUCAUCAAUGUGAUGACAUAUGAUUUCCACGGAACUUGGGAGCGAGUUACGGGGCACAACAGCCCCCUGUACCGCGGGUCUCAAGACUUUGGUGACCUCAUCUACUUUAACACCGACUAU
Messenger RNA from Hippocampus comes (tiger tail seahorse), 690 nucleotides. RefSeq names its product acidic mammalian chitinase-like. Gene Ontology annotation, molecular function: chitin binding; hydrolase activity, hydrolyzing O-glycosyl compounds. NCBI's taxonomy places the organism in Eukaryota, Metazoa, Chordata, Actinopteri, Syngnathiformes, Syngnathidae. Gene Ontology annotation, cellular component: extracellular region. The transcript is spliced from 7 exons. The record is from RefSeq and is a predicted model, not a curated record. The annotation marks the transcript as partial. Gene Ontology annotation, biological process: carbohydrate metabolic process.